AUGGCAUGGCUGCAGGGAGCACCCCUUGAUGAAGUGGAGCAGAUGAUGCGCGUGGGGGGGCUCUGCCAAACGACGACAUCGCGAUGCAAGUGCUGUUCAUGUAUGUCGCUCGUGGACGCUGAAACUUCAGCAAGCCCGACCAAGAUGAUUGAGGCCAUCAGCAUCAUCCGAUGGCAGCUGCGUGUGGCACAUGGAAUGGGAGUAGAUCCAUAUCGAGAUGGGAUGCGGGACGACCCCUUGCCGUCGUGCACUGACCUAGAGGAGGACAAGAUAGAGUUGGGUGAAGUACGAGGAGAGGGGCACUACCAGGGCUUGAGGCUGUACAAUCAUACUGUGAGCAGGUCUCGUAUGUAA
Molecule: messenger RNA, 354 nt
Organism: Plenodomus lingam JN3
Lineage: Eukaryota; Fungi; Ascomycota; Dothideomycetes; Pleosporales; Leptosphaeriaceae
Source: RefSeq, a predicted model, not a curated record